AUGCGCAGCAGCGAGCCUCACGCACAACUCGGCGCGCGCGAGGCUCGAAAACGGUUGGUGACCGCAAAUCUUGUUCCUGCGCCAACCCCAAAGACCUCGGGGGCUCGCCGGACGCUAGCUGCCUUCUCGCUCGGGGUCCUCUCAGGCGUUGCAGCCGCUUGGCUAGCCACAAGACACGCGCCUGGCCGGCAGACGCGGUUCCCUUCGCUCGGCUGGAGCGACGCAAGUUUCCGCGAGGAGGAGGAGGGCGACCACGAGGAAGGCGAGCAGGAGGGUCUGGUGUCUCUUCGCGGUCUAUCUGCCGUGGAGGCGUCUCUAAAAGCACCCAAUGGGCAUGGAGCAACUGCAACUGACCCGCGGUCGCACUACCCUUCCGCUCUCUUGCCGUCGACGGAGCGCCUGCUGUACUCCCCCGCGUUCGUGUCUCUCGUCUCCACUGCUCAUCGACAGCCGCUGUUCGUCGCGGAGCGCUUGGGCGGCGAUCUCCGCUCCGAGGAGGCGGACAGCGAGGAGAUAGGAGACGGGACCGGGGACAGAGAGACAUUCUCUGAUGCGAGUCGAGAGCUUCAGGGCGCGGCGACAGGAAAGGCCACGGGAGCGGAGCCGAGGCGCGCACCUGCGGCGAGAGACCCAGAGAGACAGGCCGAGCCAGACGCGGAGCAUGAGAGGCGCACAGAGGGCCUUUCCACAGGGUCCGACGAGGAGAACCCCAGUGAGAGCGAAGGAAGCGACGAGGAAGGCCACCGGCUCGGGAGACGCGGCUUAUAUUCGAAAACGCCUCAAAAGGGUCUCAAAACGACGGGAGGCGUCGACAGACGGGCUCUCAACUUCACACAAGAUCCCCGAAUCGACAAGCUGUGGAGCGCGGACAAUAGCGACUAUCUACGAUCGGGAUACAGCAAGGGACACUUAGCGGCUGUCGCUCUACACAAGGACAGUCUCGAGGCGCUCCAGAGCACCUUCUCGCUCGGUGCAAACAUCAUUCCUCAAAACCAAGCUGUCAACGCUGGCGCAUGGUUCAAGUUGGAGGUGCUAACGAAAUCACUCGCACGCCUGUACGAAGAAGUUUACGUCGUCUCCGGCCCUCUGUGGAUCCCACACGACCUCGUGUCUCGUGCACCCCUUGUCUCUGUCCCUCGUGCUCAAAAGUACACUUCCCCUCCUCGCAGUCUAUCCUCUUCUUCUCCGUCUUCUUCUUCCCCCUUUGCGCCUUCUAAGGGAGCGGGCGAGGGGUCGGAUCCCUCACCGCUCCGCGAGAAGGACGAGGCCUCGAGGGAAAAUUUCUUUUCGAGCGGCGCGCGAGUCGCUGUGUCGGAGCGAGGCGGGCAAGUCGACCGCGCGAACCUCGCGGCAGCGGGCGACGCGCUCAGGCGCGAAGACGCCCCGGGGGACGGAGGCGGAGACAGCGAGAGGAGCGGAGAAGAGGGAAGUGCACCAACUCGCCUUUUGCAUGCAGACGGCGAGACUCCUGGCGCAGAGGCCAGAAAACGGCGGGGAGCUUGGGGGCGGCGGUCCGCAUCGUUCUCGGGUCUGUCGCAGAGUCGUGGAGAGAGCGAAGCGAAGGAAGAACCCAGGACGACCGCCUUCCGGACAUUUGCGUGCCUCAAGCCCUACGCCUCCGCUCCAGAUGUCCUUCCUGUCUCCGUUGAGGCGCUCACGGGGUCGGCGGCUUCGCCGGCUUCCCUCCAAGCGUUCGAGUUUUCUUCUGCUUCGUCUCCCCUCCACUCGUCUUCCUCGAUCUCCCCGCCGGAGACCGAUGGACUCGAAUGGAGUUUCCGCGCGUGCCGCGAGGCCGUUCGCGAGCAACACACCAGUCAAACGCCCCCGCCCUCUUCCGCUUCUUCUGGAAAGACGGUGCCUCCCUUGCACGUGGAGCACGAAGUGAUCGGCGCGCACUUGGUUCCUGUGCCGACGCAUCUUUUCAAAAUUGUUCUGGGCGCUGGUCCGCGACGAACAUCGCAGGGGACGUCGCGCCUCCCCGAGGUUGUCUUGGGAGCCUUCGUCGUCCCCAACAAGAAAGUCGACAGAGUGUCAGACAUGCGAGCUUUCCGCGUGCCUCUGCAGUUCGUCGAGUGGAUCAGCGGGCUCGAUUUCCAGGGUGUGGUGACCUACGCUCGCGAGAAGUGCGAGCAGACCCAGGCGUCCGGAGACGCGGGAAGCGUUUCCGGCGCGGAGACGACUCGCGGAUUUUCGUCUCUGUUCCUCUCGAGGGACCAGGCGAGGGCCACCCCCGCCGGACGAGAGGCGGGAGAGAAGAUCUCGCCGAGCAGUCAGCAGGAAGAGGCCGCGUUCGGCCUGCGAUCUGGCCGUGGGAAGCUCGGUGAGCGACAGGCGUCUCCGUUUCCCUCGGCCGAGAGGCGUCGUCGCAGACGCGAGCGAGAAGAGACGUCUCGUUUCCUUCUCGCGAUCGAUCUCUGCAGAACCCGCGAAUGGACUCCGACAGGCACCGCGGGCGAGAAGAGACCCUCGCGGGAUGGCGGGGACUUCGACGCCGCCGCUGUGCCUCUGCGCGAGAGAGAAGCCAGAAGGGCUAUGCGGUCGACACGGCGGGAGACGCAGGCCGACGGGCUGACCGUGCAGCGCGGGCGAAACGCGCAAAACUCAGAGAGAACGCACCCGCCGACGUUCAGCUUCUGCGCUCCAGGCGCGUUUGAUAUGCUUGGUGCGUCGUCGCGAUCGACUUCGGCGCCGCCUCGCCUGACUGGAGCGGAGAAGCGGUCCGAACAAGAAGGCUCUGAACGCACUGGCGAGCACGAAACGACAGGAAAAACCUAA
Molecule: messenger RNA, 2775 nt
Organism: Neospora caninum
Lineage: Eukaryota; Apicomplexa; Conoidasida; Eucoccidiorida; Sarcocystidae
Product: putative DNA/RNA non-specific endonuclease domain-containing protein
Exons: 6
Coding region: 1-2775 (924 amino acids)
Biological process (GO): apoptotic DNA fragmentation
Cellular component (GO): nucleus; mitochondrial inner membrane
Molecular function (GO): nucleic acid binding; metal ion binding; RNA endonuclease activity
Source: RefSeq, a predicted model, not a curated record